Molecule: messenger RNA, 1953 nt
Organism: Lodderomyces theae
Lineage: Eukaryota; Fungi; Ascomycota; Pichiomycetes; Serinales; Debaryomycetaceae
Gene: MIF2
Product: Mif2p
Exons: 1
Coding region: 1-1953 (650 amino acids)
Biological process (GO): kinetochore assembly; spindle attachment to meiosis I kinetochore; attachment of mitotic spindle microtubules to kinetochore
Cellular component (GO): kinetochore
Molecular function (GO): centromeric DNA binding
Source: RefSeq, a predicted model, not a curated record
AUGGAGUUGUUACAGUUGGGUAAGAGGUCCAGAAAGUUGGGGCUCACAAUCAAAGCAAAUCUCCAUCGAGAUGAAUACGGAAUGGAUGAUAUGGAUGAGUUUUUUGCUGAUGACACACAAGCACAAAUCAUGCUCAGAGAACAGGAUGAAAGAGUACUACGGCAAGGAGAGGUAUACAAGUCACCCACAUCGUAUAACGUAACUACCCGGAUGGGUCGUUUUGGUAAUUUUGGCGGUGCUACUACUAUAACAGCAGCACCAAAAGCCACAUCUACACGAUAUGGUCUCCAACAGGGAACUGGAGGUAUACCGCCUUAUGACUCUGGGUUUGAUGUUGAAGACAUUGGUAAUGACUAUGCACUGGAGAAGGAAGAUCAGUCACCUUUUAACUAUGUUGCAAGAAAAAUUGAUUUUGAUAAUGGAGAAGACAUGGGAGGUGGGCCCGGGGGUGAGCAAAAUCAAAUGCUCGGUGUGAACAAGCAGUCACCCUUGCGCUCACCAUUGCCUGAGCAGCGGCAAGGAAGUUCCUUGGGCGCAUCUCAGAGGGACAAUUUUCUUGACGAUGUAGAUGAUUACGACUUUGCGCAACAAGACGACAACUACUUUGAUCAGGACCAGGAACUACGCCCGGAAGACAGUCAAGGAUAUGACCCUGGAUCAGGACAGCAGGAUGAUUACGAUCUGCGUCUGGUUUCUCCACCACCACCACUAUCACCACCACAACUACCACCGCCACAACUUGAGCGGUCAGUCAGAGCCCCAAGAUCAUCCAGACGUCUUGACCAAAGAAGUAAGAGGCGAAAUAGUUUCUCCGAACUGGAUGAGAGUACGCAGGCCUCUGUGUCUGCAUUUAUUGAAGACACUAAAGAUACAGAUGAAGAUGACGAGGAAGUCACUGAUGCAGGUGGUUCAACUACAACCGAACUUUUUGUCAGAUCACCUUCAACAGAUCAAAGUCAGAGCCAGAGCCAGAGUCAACCUAAAAGAAAGAAACGGAGCAACAGAUCACAACCAUCAGGAGGCACAAGCAACAUGUCACCCACCUACAUCACAGAGGUGCCCACUUUACCAUCCCCGCCUCCAGAAGGAUUACGAAGAUCGAAACGUAUUCGAAUUAAACCGUUGGCAUUUUGGAGAAAUGAGCGUAUCAUAUUUACCAAACCACAUCAAAAACGGCCAGAUGAGGAGAAAUCUGAUGAUGAUGAUGAUGAUAACGAUGAGCCGGAUAUGACUAUUGUACGAGAUGUCCACAAGUUGCCAUUGAGAUCAAUUGCCGAAGUUGUCCAUGUACCUGACACAGUAGAGUUGUUGAGCACACGACAGAAUCGAAGAAACAGAAGACGCAAACUCGCUGAUGCACCCAUAUCGCCAAUCAGUUCCGAUGAACAUGAUCCAGAAGAACAAAAUGUCUUGCAGUCGGGGUUGCCGGGCACGUCAUGGUACAAGGAUAAAGUGUUGAAGGUAAAUGUGCCUGAGAAUGGAAAAUUUAUUGAACGAUCAAUUGCAGUCAGUUCACAGUAUACAGAUUUCAAAUCAAACUUGGUGUUACACGAGGAUGGAACUACCUCAGAAGACCCAAAUUUGAGAAUUAUGCAUUUGUUUAGUAACAUGGUUGACGAUUGUGCUGUUGGUAUGAUGGAGUUGAUCGGAACCAAACCGCCAUUGUACAUCUCAUCAAGUAAUUACUACUUGCUUAUAGUCAAGGGAAUAGUUGAGGUAACAUUCAAUGAGGAGACCUUUAUUGCUAACAAAGGGUGCAAUAUAUGCAUACCCCUGGGCAACGAGUACGGGAUGAAAAAUUUGGGCAAAGAGCCUGCUCUUAUUCACUUUGUGCAGGUUAGGAAACCAGAGACAGAAGACGGCGACGAUGGGGGCGAUGAGGACGAUGAGGACGAUGAUAGUGAUCUUUUCGGUGCAAGACAAGAGAAGGGCGAUAAUGAAGGUGCUUUGUGA